This is a messenger RNA of Cucumis melo (muskmelon), 1176 nucleotides long. RefSeq names its product putative cyclin-D7-1. Gene Ontology annotation, cellular component: cyclin-dependent protein kinase holoenzyme complex; cytoplasm; nucleus. Lineage: Eukaryota; Viridiplantae; Streptophyta; Magnoliopsida; Cucurbitales; Cucurbitaceae. The record is from RefSeq and is a predicted model, not a curated record. Gene Ontology annotation, molecular function: cyclin-dependent protein serine/threonine kinase regulator activity. Bases 116 to 1078 code for a protein of 320 amino acids. Gene Ontology annotation, biological process: mitotic cell cycle phase transition; regulation of cyclin-dependent protein serine/threonine kinase activity. The transcript is spliced from 6 exons.
UCAUGUGGGACAUGCUUUCUCCUUCUUAAAUUUCUCUCUCAACCUUCAUGAUCAUCCAAAUCCUCUAAAAUACAUCGGCUUUAACAAAAUACGUUAUCAAACUAGCCGUAAAUAUAUGGAUCUCCCACCCAAUAUGGAUGCUUUGCUUUGUGAUGAGGAUUGGCUCUCGUGUUCAACUGAGACUCGUGACGAAAACUACCACCGUGCAAUGAAGCAUGGUGGUUUUGAUAAAAGCAUCACGAGUUCAGUUUGUUUAACUAUUACGAUGAAGGAAGAUGACGAGCGGGCCGUGUCGGUCUGCAUGGAGAAGGAGAUGAGUUACAUGCCUGAACCUUAUUAUAAGGAGUUUCUUGAAAGUAAAAAUCUUGUUUUUGUGAGGCUUAGAUGUAUUCAAUGGAUUAUUAAGUGUAGAAGUCGAUGGGAUUUCUCCCAUGAAACUGUUUUUCUUGCUGCAAAUUACCUCGAUCGCUUCAUAUCUAAGAACAGAUGCAAAGAAUGGAAGGAUUGGAUGGUUGAUUUAUUGGCUAUUGCAUGCUUAUCCGUAGCCUCCAAGUUCCAUGAGACCUAUCCUCCAACUUUAACUGAAAUUCAGAUGGAGGAUUGUUGUAUGGAUCACGAUCAUGUGUUUAAACCAAGUUGCAUUGAAAGAAUGGAGAUGAUAUUAUUAGAGGGAUUGGAAUGGCAUUUGUGGUAUCCAACACCUUAUUAUUACAUCCAACUUUUGGGUUUGAAAUUGGAGUGUUUUUCCAUUGAAGAAGCUCAUCAAGAUCAAGAAGAAGAAGCUAAUGCUAAUGAUGUUUUGAUGGUGAAGAUCAAAGAGUUUGUUGUUGGAGCUUUGUUAGAUUAUAGAGCCAUCCAUUUCAAACCAAGUCUUAUUGCUCUCUCUUCAAUUUGCUGCUCUUUAGAUUUGAUUCCUCCAAUCAUCAACUCUCAAUCUUCUAUAUCAUAUUUUAUGGGCCUCUUCAAUCAACAUCAUAAGGAUGAGAUGAUGAAAUGUCGAGGCAUCAUGGAAGCUGUGCAUUCUUCUUCUUCUUGCUGCCCUCAAAGCCCUACUUCAGUAUUGAUGAAGGAACAAUAGCAACAACCAUACGCUAUCAUUUCUUUAUAUUAAUAAUCUCAACUUCUCAUUUUAUAGUCAUUUUGUUUUUAGUUUCGUAUUUUCAAACUUUAUGUUUA